CAUGUGAAGCUUUGACCAGCCUCUCUCCAGCCGUGCUCUUCAAGGAAAUCUUAUCUCUCUCUCUCUUCCUCUUUUCUUUGGUUUUGAUGAUGACAUUCAAUGUCUUGGCAAAUUGGCAAUUCCCCACCCACCCUUACAUAUAUAAAAUAUAUAUAUAUAUGUACAUGUAUUCUUGCUUUUUCGUCAUCCAAGGUUCUACAACUGCUUGCUCUGCAACUCCCUCCCACCUUCAUCCAAUCAUAAACUAAUUACACUACAGGUGGUACAUCAUUUUGGCUGCAAAUCUAGCACUUGAACGGAGUCUACAGGAUGAGCUCCGGUGGUAAAGGAAAGGAAAAGGACGAGCCCUCUAACUCCACCACCACCACCGACGGCGCUGAUGGUGAUGGUGAUGGUUUACAACCUGAACAAGAAUCCCGAUCAAACAGGAAAAAAGAAAAAGAGACCCCCAAUGCCAAUAGUGUCCCAUUCUACAAGCUGUUUGCUUUUGCUGAUUCCACUGAUUACAUGCUGAUGAUCGCUGGUACCAUAGGCGCCAUCGGUAAUGGAGCUUGCAUGCCCCUCAUGACUAUUCUUUUCGGCGACCUUAUAGAUUCUUUUGGUGAGAACCAGAAUAACGACGAUGUCGUCCGUGUUGUUUCCAAGGUAUCGCUGAAAUUUGUUUACCUGGCUAUUGGGGCUGGUUUGGCAGCCUUCUUCCAGGUGUCAAUGUGGAUGGUAACGGGAGAAAGACAGGCUGCAAGAAUAAGGAAUCUGUAUCUAAAAACCAUAUUGAGACAAGAUGUGUCCUUCUUUGACAAGGAAACAAACACAGGGGAGGUUGUUGGCAGGAUGUCUGGGGAUACCGUCCUCAUACAAGAUGCCAUGGGGGAAAAGGUUGGAAAAUUCACUCAGCUACUGGCAACAUUUGUGGGAGGUUUUGUGAUAGCAUUUGUGAAGGGAUGGCUUCUUACGCUUGUCAUGUUAACCUCGAUUCCUCCAUUGGUGAUUUCUGGUGGAAUGAUGUCACUACUUAUAUCCAAGAUGGCAUCACGGGGACAAACCGCUUAUGCUAAAGCAGCCAAUGUAGUCGAACAGACAAUCGGCUCAAUCAGGACGGUUGCUUCGUUCACCGGGGAGAAAAAAGCUGUUGCGGAUUACAAUAAAUCGCUUGUAGAUGCUUACAAGUCUGGUGUGAAUGAAGGCCUGGCUGCUGGGCUUGGUUUUGGAACGAUGAUGUUGAUCGUGUUCUGUAGUUAUGCCUUGGCUGUUUGGUAUGGUGCAAAGAUGAUACUGGAAAAAGGCUACACCGGGGGGGAUGUGGUCAACGUAAUUUUUGCAGUGCUCACCGGAUCCAUGUCUCUUGGUCAGGCGUCUCCCUGUUUGAGUGCAUUUGCUGCUGGCCGAGCAGCAGCAUACAAGAUGUUUGAAACCAUAAACAGAAAGCCUGAAAUAGAUGCAUACGACACAAAAGGGAAAGUACUGAGUGAUAUCCGUGGUGAUGUGGAGUUAAAGGAUGUGUAUUUUAGUUAUCCUGCAAGACCAGAUGAGGAAAUAUUUAGUGGCUUCUCUCUUUUCAUCCCUAGUGGGACGACUGCAGCUUUGGUAGGAGAAAGUGGAAGUGGAAAGUCAACUGUGAUCAGCCUGAUUGAGAGAUUUUAUGAUCCUAAAGCAGGGGAAGUUCUCAUCGAUGAUAUUAAUCUCAAACAAUUCCAGCUGAAAUGGAUAAGGGAGAAAAUUGGUCUUGUUAGCCAAGAACCGGUCCUGUUUGCAUCCAGCAUCAAGGAUAACAUCAUGUACGGGAAAGAUGGUGCGUCUAUGGAUGAGAUUAGAGUUGCGGUCGAGCUAGCAAAUGCUGCUAAAUUUAUCGAUAAACUACCUCAGGGCCUGGACACCAUGGUUGGUGAGCAUGGAACACAGCUUUCUGGUGGACAGAAGCAAAGAAUUGCCAUAGCCAGAGCAAUUCUUAAAGAUCCCAGAAUCCUACUCCUUGAUGAAGCAACAAGUGCACUGGAUGCAGAAUCUGAGAGAGUUGUGCAGGAGGCGUUGGACAGGAUUAUGGUGAAUAGGACAACCAUCAUUGUAGCACAUCGUCUAAGCACAGUAAGAAAUGCCGACAUGAUUGCAGUCAUUCAUAGGGGAAAGAUGGUUGAGAAAGGAUCACAUUUGGAGCUAGUCAAGGAUCCUGAAGGAGCAUACGCUCAACUUAUAAAACUGCAAGAAGUUAGUAGGGACUCAAGAAAGCAGCAGCUGGGGUCAGAGGACCCCCCAACCCCAAGUAGUGAUAAUAAAAGGUACCUGCGGUCGAUAAGCCGAGGAUCAUCAUCUAGCAUAGGAAACAGCAGCCGGCACUCGAUUUCCAACUCUUUUGGCAUGCCUACACAACUCGCUGUGGCUGCUGAAUCCAUGGAUGUUGAAGCUGCUUCAGACGAAGAAAAGGCAGCACCCAAAGUGCCACUCCGACGACUUGCCUAUCUCAACAAGCCAGAGAUACCGGUACUCAUAAUGGGUACCAUAGCUGCUAUCGUCAAUGGAGCAGUCCUCCCGGUUUUUGGCAUUCUGAUUUCCAGCAUGAUCAAGACAUUCUAUGAGCCCCCACAUAAAAUGAAAAAGGAUGCUCGAUUCUGGGCUCUAAUGUAUGUAGUCCUCGGGGUGGUAUCUUUUUUAGCUUAUCCUGGGAGAUCAUAUUUUUUCUCUAUUGCUGGUUCUAAGCUAAUAAGAAGGAUCAGAUCUCUAUGCUUUGAGAAGGUGAUACGGAUGGAAGUGGGUUGGUUUGAUAAGCCAGAAAACUCCAGCGGGGCAAUCGGUGCCAGGCUGUCGGCAGAUGCAGCCAGCCUUCGUGGUUUGGUCGGCGAUGCACUUGCUCAGCUUGUUCAGGAUUCAUCGUCUGCUGCUGCUGGUUUAGCCAUUGCAUUUGUAGCAUGCUGGCAGUUGGCUCUCAUCAUGCUUGCUCUCAUCCCUCUCAUAGGACUCAAUGGAUUUGUUCAGGUGAAAUUCAUGAAAGGCUUCAGUGCGGAUGCUAAGAUGAUGUAUGAGGAAGCAAGCCAGGUGGCAAACGAUGCGGUUGGGAGCAUAAGGACGGUCGCGUCUUUUUGCGCAGAAGAGAAAGUAAUGCAACUUUACAGAAAUAAAUGCGAGGGUCCCAAGAAAGCGGGGAUACAGCAAGGUUUGAUCAGCGGGAUUGGGUUUGGAGUGUCAUUUUUCUUGCUUUUCUGUGUGUAUGCAGCAAGCUUUUAUGCUGGGGCUCGGCUUGUUGAGGCUGGAAAGACCACCUUCUCAGAUGUUUUCAGGGUAUUCUUUGCUCUCACGAUGGCAGCCAUAGCAGUGUCCCAGUCAAGCUCAUUUGCCCCAGAUACAAGCAAAGCCAAGACUUCUGCUGUCUCUGUGUUUGCCAUUCUAGACCGCAAGUCAGAGAUAGACCCAAGUGAUGAAUCCGGAACGACAUUGGAUAAUGUCAAGGGGGAAAUCGAGCUUCGUCACAUCAGCUUCAAGUAUCCCACCAGACCUGAUGUUCAGAUAUUCCGUGAUCUAUGCUUAACCAUCCACAGUGGCAAGACAGUGGCAUUGGUUGGAGAGAGUGGAAGUGGGAAAUCAACAGUGAUCUCGCUGUUGCAAAGAUUUUAUAAUCCAGACUCUGGCAGUAUCACGCUGGAUGGGAUCGAGAUACAAAAGUUUCAACUCAAGUGGCUGAGGCUGCAGAUGGGUCUGGUGAGCCAAGAGCCAAUCUUGUUCAAUGACACCAUCCGAUCCAACAUUGCUUAUGGAAAAGAUGGUGAUGCCACAGAGUCUGAAAUAAUAGCUGCUUCCGAGUUGGCAAAUGCCCACAAGUUCAUCAGCAGCUUACACCAGGGCUAUGACACGGUGGUAGGGGAAAGAGGGGUGCAGAUGUCGGGUGGGCAGAAGCAGAGAGUGGCGAUUGCAAGGGCUAUUGUGAAAAGUCCAAAGAUACUAUUGUUGGAUGAGGCUACAAGUGCACUGGAUGCAGAGUCAGAAAGGGUGGUUCAAGAUGCGUUGGACAGAGUGAUGGUCAACAGGACCACAGUUGUGGUUGCUCAUAGGUUGUCCACCAUCAAGGGAGCUGAUGUCAUUGCGGUGGUCAAGAAUGGAGUCAUUGUUGAGAAAGGGAAGCAUGAAAAACUAAUUAAUAUCAAGGAUGGAUUCUAUGCAUCUUUAGUUGCUCUUCACAUGACCGCUUCCACUUAAAUUUAUAUUUUGAGCUAUUAACCAAUUGAAUUAAAUUGUAUUCCAUUUUGUUUUCUGUAAUAUCCAAAUAUGAAGUUUGUAAAGUUUUGAAGAAAAUAGAAUGAACAACUGCUUUGUUGAAAA
This is a messenger RNA of Lactuca sativa (garden lettuce), 4305 nucleotides long. Its product is annotated as ABC transporter B family member 4. Gene Ontology annotation, biological process: oligopeptide export from mitochondrion. NCBI's taxonomy places the organism in Eukaryota, Viridiplantae, Streptophyta, Magnoliopsida, Asterales, Asteraceae. Gene Ontology annotation, cellular component: mitochondrial inner membrane. Gene Ontology annotation, molecular function: ATP binding; ABC-type oligopeptide transporter activity; ATP hydrolysis activity. The record is from RefSeq and is a predicted model, not a curated record.